Molecule: messenger RNA, 570 nt
Organism: Pisolithus orientalis
Lineage: Eukaryota; Fungi; Basidiomycota; Agaricomycetes; Boletales; Pisolithaceae
Exons: 6
Coding region: 1-570 (189 amino acids)
Cellular component (GO): membrane; cytoplasm
Source: RefSeq, a predicted model, not a curated record
AUGACUACCCUAACGAUUACUCGAGCCUAUCAGCAUUUUUUCGAUACUCACCCCAACGGCACUCUUGCCCUCACAGGCGGAAUACUUAACGCAGUUGGCGACAUUGUCGCGCAGGUGUCCCAGAAUACGUUGUGCGAAGAUCACCAGCGCAGACCGGGAUGGGAUGCUGCACGGACUUUGCGUUUCUUUUGUUUCGGAUUUGGGAUAAGCCCUCUACUUGGCAGAUGGAAUGUCGUCCUUGAGCGCAGGUUUCCAUUGUGUAGACGGAGGAGCCACAAGAUUAACUUUUGGGCUCUCUCCAAGCGCGUAGCUGCAGAUCAGCUGUUAAUGGCACCUUUCGGCCUUGUGUUGUUCGUCGGUUGUAUGGGUGCAAUGGAAGGCCGAAGCUUUGCUCAAAUACGCGAGAGAUACAGCGACAUGUAUACCACUGCAUUACUAGCAAACUGGAAGGUCUGGCCCAUGGCGCAGCUUAUAAACUUCCGGUAUGCGCCAUUACCAUACAGGAUCCCCUUCCAAUCGACUUGUGGUGUUUUCUGGACGUUAUACCUUUCCUUGCUGAAUGCGAAGUAG